AUGCCUGUUACUGCUACAGGGACAGGCCGCCGCGAGGAACCAUUCUUCAACAUUGGUAACUCAGACACAAAUGUCAUCACCAAAGGUAAGGGAAUCCCUGACACCCACAUCCAAGACCAUGCCAACACGUCGCGUACUGCGCUAUCCAUGGCCAAUGGCAACGGAGUGCUAUUUACUGGAUCAAUUGAGAUCCCUUCUAUUGCAGAUAGUGCUACAAGGACUUCUGCACCAGUUGCUGAAUUGCAACGUCCAAAUUUUUUGGCUCUGGAUUUACAGUUACCAUCUCGUCAAAGUGGCAAAAAUAAUUACUAUGGCUCACUUGUGAAGGAAGAGAAACUGGACCAGAGUCUUUCUGAACACCACAAUAACGUUCCUAUUGCAAAUGAAAUCAAUGCUUCUGGGAAUAGUAUUGUUGGGAGACUACCUAACUUGGAUCUGAAUAUACUGCCAGACCCAGCUGAUUCACUCGAAGGUUUGCCUAAAAUGGAUGAAAGUGGGAGUGGGUUGUAUCAUCAUAGAACAAUUCAACAUCAGAAAGCUCAGCCUAUGGAUGAGCCCAAGUCUCUUAGCACCCCUAAUGCUUUAUUUGAUUCUGGGACUGCUGGAAGUUCCAAAAAGGUCAAUGAGGAGGCUCCUGCUACACUUGUGUCAGAUGAUGCACCAGUUGAGAAGAUUGUAACACCCAUGCCCUGGAAUGUAAAUCCUCAGAAUACUACAUCAGCAACUGUUUCUGGAAUUGAUCAGCUGCCAUCUAAUAAUUUGGUGAAGAAAGAACAUGAAGAAAUAUCCCAGCAGCAUAUUCUUGACGGUGCUGAAAGGGCAAAUCUAUCAGAACGACAAAGUGUUGGACUAGUUAUCAGUUGUGCUGAAUCUGAAAAGACUGAUAGUGCACCCCAAGGUCCCCGUAAAACUGGGUUUGAUUUGAAUUCUGACAUCUCUACAAAUAAUAUUAUCCAUAAUGGGCCUGAUGUAGCAGCAGUUAGUGUCCCAGUACCAGCUGAAAGUUUACCUGAUACUUCCCACGCCAAGACCAUGCCUGCUGUUCCUGAAGUUGACAAAUGUGUGAAUCCUGAAGAAUCCACAAGUGCUACCCCUAGUCUCCCUGUUGUAGAAACAGGAAGUGGUCAUACUACACUGUUGAUGGAAGCAAAAUCACUGCCUUCGCAAAGUAAUGUUGCCAGCCCUUCUGUUGGGUUAUGUGAAUCAUCCAGCCAGCCCACUGCUCAUGAGGAUACGAGACAGAGGUCUUGUGAUGCUAAUGAAUCUAGUGGUGCAUCACCAAGUUCCUCCAGUCCUCCAGUUGAACCUUUGCCUUUUAAUUCUCUGGAGAAUGCUAUUGUUGAUGAUGAUGAUGGUAAUACUGUUUCACGAAUUCCAACUACAAAUAAGCCUCAUGGUGAGCCAUUGGGGAAUGGCCCCCCAAUCAGCAAGGAUGGUAUCAAUACUGAUAACUUAAGCAAAGAGCUAAAGAAAGAACACGAUAGUGAUAUGCAUCAAGAUUGUUCAUCUAUGACAAAUAAGGUUAAUAUUGAUCCUAUUGAAGGUGGCAAGUGUAUUAAAACAAAAGUUGGUGUUGUCAGCCAUGCAGGUCAGCAGGGGCUCCGAAAUGAGGUUAUUGUUAGUGAAAACUCUAAAGGCAAGCAAUCUUUGAAUUCUGAUAAGAAUAUCCCAGUAAAUUAUACUGACAAUAGCAUACAUGAUGCUAAGACUGCCACAGGUUCCAGUACCACACAUCUCCAAAAGUCAUCAGCUUUGCCAAAAUCUGAUUCCCCUAAACUGCAACCUACCAAGCAUUCUCCUAAGACUUUAGAUAGCUGUCUUGAGAAGACUAGAAGCCCAGAUAUAAAGUCUCCAAAUGGUAUGCAAGCUGGAAGUUGUAGUGAGAACCAUGCAAAAAUUGCUGCUUUGAAGACAGAGCAUCAGACUAAAAGUGAAGAGGUCGGUAAACACUCUGAUUUGCGCCCAAGAGACUCUGUCCUGGGUGAAGACUCAGAACUUGAUGGCGCUUCAAGCAGUCAACAGCAUAGUGAAUAUGGCAAGAAGUCAGCGUCUGAAAAGUCAGAACAUGACAAAUCCAAACCUGACUCUUGUAACACAUCUCUACAGAAUGAAAAAGAUGGACAACUUGUUGGGGCAAAUUGGACACUGGGGCAUGUUUAUGUGAAUAGGAACGAAAGAUGGGAGAGAUUCAUGGAGUCCGAGCGAGAAAAGAACAAUGGAGAAUGCCAUGGUGGCAGACAUGCAUCUGAUGUUAUGAACAAACGAAUGACAAACCACCGUGGUGGUUGGCGGGGUGCUGGAUCCCGUGGCCAUCUGAGGAACUUCCGAGGUCCAAGAAUGAGCAAUGAGUUUGUUGAUGAAUCUAUUGGUGGCAGGAGGCGUUCAUUUGAAGAUGAACCUGGGCACAUCCGAGGUCCACAUAGGAGGCGUCAUUCACCACCACAUGGCUGCAUCAUGAGAGAGAUGGACAUUGACGAUUUCUAUGGAAGAGAGAUUCCAGACUCUAGGCUGCUGGCCCGUGGGCAAAUAGAAGAUCUCCCAGAUGACAUGAUGGAUGAUAGGUUUUUUAUGCCACAUUCCCAUAGACACCGUGGUCAAGGUGAUCAUGGAUUCAUCCACAGAGACAGGAGCCAUUCGCCUGCACACAGAAGGGGUGGCCAUGUGCAUUUCCAUCGGGGACGAUCACCUGAAGCGAUGCACAGAUCACCGCCACUAAUGCGAACUGACAGACCAUACUUGCCUCAUCGCCGUCACAACGGAAGCCAUGAUGAGAGAGAAGUCAUGCAGAGAAAUGUGAGGAGGUGCGCCAUGGAAGGUGAUGCCUUUGAGCCACCGCUACAUGCUGCUCACCUAGCUGGACUCCAUACAGAAGAGGAACUUGUGGGUAGAAGGAAGCAUAGGGAGCGGAGAGCAUAUCUUCAUUCUCCGGUCAGUGAUGAAGACGAGAUGCUCUCCUACCAGACAGAGGAUGACAUGGAAUUUGCUGAAGGAGGUGUUGGUCCACGGGAGCACGAUGGCCGCUUCAGGAACAGGAUGGGGCACAGCAGGGCAAGAGGAGAACAAGAGGAUGGGUACAGGCACCGUGGUGGUCAUCAAGGGUGGCGAGACAGUGACUCGAAUGACAGACCAAAAAGGAGGAGGUACUGA
Miscanthus lutarioriparius is the source of this 3147-nucleotide messenger RNA. The record is from the annotation of a GenBank genome assembly. Lineage: Eukaryota; Viridiplantae; Streptophyta; Magnoliopsida; Poales; Poaceae.